Insectozyma verbasci is the source of this 1989-nucleotide messenger RNA. The record is from the annotation of a GenBank genome assembly. Lineage: Eukaryota; Fungi; Ascomycota; Pichiomycetes; Serinales; Debaryomycetaceae.
AUGAACGCAGAACUAUCAGUAAAGAAAAGAUGUACUCAAGAUAAAUUAGAUAUUAUAAAUGAUAAAAAAAAUCAUAGAAAACUUUUAAACUUUAAUAAUGACUAUUAUAAUUCUUCAAGUGAAGAAGAUAAUGGAAGUUUAAGUCGAGUUUCAAGUAAUAAUAUAGAAUUAUCGGAUUCAAAACCUUUGAAAUCUCAACAACUUGAACAAGAAUCGACUACUACUUCAUUAUCUGAUACUACUACUACUACUACUAAUAAUAAUAAUAAUAAUAAUAAUAAUAAUAAUAAUAAUAAUAAUAAUAAUGGUAUUAAUUGUCAAAUUUGUGAACCAACUACCCCUAAUCAAGAAAUUAGACAGAGAACAUUUGUAAAUGAUCAAAAGAAAAUACUGCACAAAUUAAAAUAUAAAAAAUCAUUAUCCUCAUUAACUUUGGAUUCGCUUGUUGAGCAUGUUUCAAAUAAUGAAAAUGGUCGAUUAAAUAAUAAAAAAAGAAAAGAUCGAAAAUUCCCAAAUUCAAAAUAUAUUUCCAGAUUUAAUGAUAUUUCUUUCCAAUCUUUUAGUUCGACGAUUUUCGAUUCUGAUGAAUUUAUGAAAUCUCAAUUUUAUGGUAUUUAUGUUUUAUUUUGGUUAGCUACUGCAUUUAUGAUGUUUAAUAAUUUAAUUCAUAUUCAAUUUGAAGGUAGUAUAUCUAUAUUAGAUUGGAAAGUUAUGAAAUUAUUUAAAAAAGAUUUAAUUAAAGUAGGACUUACUGAUUUGUUCAUGUAUUUAUCUACGUAUUUUGCUUUUUUAAUUCAAUUUGCUUGUAAAAAAAAUUAUAUUACAUGGACAACAUUGGGUUGGAUUAUACAAAGUGUAUAUAAUUUUAUAUUUGGUGCCUUUUGGUUAAUUUUUGCAUCUGAAUAUUAUAUGAAUUUCCCAUGGUUAGCAAAAGUUUUUUUAUUAUUACACAGUUUAGUAUUUAUAAUGAAAAUGCAUUCAUAUGGUUUUUAUAAUGGAUAUUUAUGGCAAAUUUAUUAUGAAGGUUUAUUUUCUGAAGAUUAUUUAGAAAAAUUAAUCAAUAAACAAGUUGAAUUACCAAAAAAAUUUGAUUUAAAAGAUACUGAACGUGCAUUAAUGGAAAGUCUAGCUUUUACAAAAUAUGAAUUAGAAUAUCAAACAAAUGCAACUACUGAUGAUUCAAAUUUAAUUAAAAAUUUACAUGCAUUUGAUGAAAAAAGAUAUCUUACAAGUUUUGAUGAUUUACAACAACAAGGUUUAAUUAAAUUCCCACAAAAUAUUACUUUAUUUAAUUUUUUUCAAUAUUCAAUGUUUCCUACUUUAGUUUAUACUUUAAAUUUCCCAAGAACUAAUAAAAUAAGAUGGUCAUUUGUAUUUACUAAAACUUUGGGUAUAUUUGGAAUUAUAUUUUUAAUGAUGUUAAUUGCUGAAAAUAAUUUUUAUCCAUUAAUUGCAAGAUGUGAAAUUGUACAUAAAUCACCAAUUAAUGAGAGAAUACCACAAUAUUUUUUUAUAUUAUUAGAUAUGAUUCCAAGUUUUCUUAUGGAAUAUUUAUUUACGUUUUUUUUAAUUUGGGAUGCUAUUUUAAAUGAUUUAGCUGAAUUGACAUAUUUUGCUGAUCGAAAUUUUUAUGGUCCAUGGUGGUCAUGUACUGAUUUUUCCGAUUUUGCAAGAUUAUGGAAUAUUCCUGUUCAUAAUUUUUUAUUAAGACAUGUUUAUCAUUCAUCAAUUAGUGCUUUAAAAGUUAAUAAAAUUCAUGCUGCUUUAAUAACUUUUGUUUUAUCUAGUAUUGUUCAUGAAUUGGUAAUGUAUGUCAUUUUCAAUAAUUUAAGAGGUUAUUUAUUAUUAUUUCAAAUGUCACAAAUUCCGUUAAUAAUGAUGGCAAAAACUAAAUUCAUGAGAGAUAAAAAGAUAUUGGGUAAUAUAAUUUGUUGGGUUGGUUUUAUAAGUGGACCAAGUAUUAUAUGUACAUUGUAUUUAAUAUUUUAA